Rotaria sp. Silwood2 is the source of this 1221-nucleotide messenger RNA. The record is from the annotation of a GenBank genome assembly. Lineage: Eukaryota; Metazoa; Rotifera; Eurotatoria; Philodinida; Philodinidae.
AUGUCUGAAAAAGGUACACUCGACUUCUACUUCUCGAUAAAAAAAGCUUAUGUUGCUACACAAGCGAGUCCAUGUGAAUCGAUUCAAUCAACUAUUAAUGAAUAUUCGUCUGAGCAAGUCUUGAAUUCGAACAAUUUUACAACAUCAUCUUCCAUAUCUUCAUCAUCGACGUCGACAACACCAGCAAUAACUCUUGAUGUUAAUGAUGAAUCAAUUCUCCAAUGUUCACAAGCAGCUGGUGGUGGUGUAAUCUCCGUCGAAUCUGUUCAACGAGAUCCAUCACGUGGUCCAACGUUCGCAAAGGAAUUUGCCUCACUUGGACCAUAUCAACCAAAAUAUAAAUAUCCAACUGUUGAACAACGACAUUUUUGUCAUCAAUGGUUUCAAAAAUACCAAUGGCUUGAAUAUAGUAUUACAAAUGAUAAAACUUACUGUUUUGUUUGUCGAUUUGCUUAUGAUCCAGUGAAGUCUGAUAAAGCAUUUACAGUCAUUGGUUUCAAUAACUGGAAAAAAGGUAUUGAAAAGUUCGACAAACACCAAUCAACCGUUUCACACAAACAAGCACAUGAAACUUGGAUAACUACCGAAAAGAAUCGAAUUAAUAACACGAGUGUAUUAAAGCAAAUUAAUCGACAAUUUAGUGAACAAGCCGAAGAAAAUCGUCUUUACUUAAAAGAAAUCAUUCGAACGGUCAUGUUUCUAGGUAAACAAUGUUUAUCUUUUCGAGGUCAUCGUGAAGACGAAGAAGCCGAAAAUCGUGGUAACUUUCUUGAGUUACUUCAACUUCGUAGUCGUGAUAAUGAUAUUAUCAAAAAAAAUCUUUCCUCGUUGAAAUUCACUGAUCAUAAAAUCCAAAAUGAACUACUGAUAUUAAUUCAAGAAAACAUUACUAAACAAAUUGUAUCGGAUAUAAAGAAAUCCAAAUAUUUUUCAGUUAUGAUUGACGAAACAACAGAUAUUUCGAGACAUCAACAGGUGUCAUUAGUUAUUCGGUACGUCGACGAUUUCUUCAAUGUUUUUGAACGUUUUAUAGGCUUCGAACGGACAUUUGACACAACAGGUGAAAGCUUAUUUAAUUUAUUAGUAUCGUGGAUUAAACAACUCGAUUUGGAUAUUGGAAAUAUUGUUGGUCAAUGUUACGAUGGCGCUAGCUCUAUGCGUGGUGAAUAUAAAGGUACUGCAGCUCGAAUGAGACAAUUGGCACCAAAGGGUAUGUGGUAG